Molecule: messenger RNA, 1347 nt
Organism: Kwoniella botswanensis
Lineage: Eukaryota; Fungi; Basidiomycota; Tremellomycetes; Tremellales; Cryptococcaceae
Product: tubulin alpha-1A chain
Exons: 9
Coding region: 1-1347 (448 amino acids)
Biological process (GO): mitotic cell cycle; microtubule cytoskeleton organization; nuclear migration by microtubule mediated pushing forces
Cellular component (GO): microtubule; nucleus; cytoplasm
Molecular function (GO): structural constituent of cytoskeleton; GTP binding
Source: RefSeq, a predicted model, not a curated record
AUGCGAGAGGUUAUCAGUGUCCACGUUGGUCAAGCCGGUGUUCAAAUCGGUAAUGCUUGUUGGGAGCUUUACACUCUCGAACAUGGUCUGAGCCCCGAUGGACGUCUUAUGGAAGGAUCCCCUCACGGUGGUGAUGAUGGUUUCUCCACUUUCUUCUCUGAGACCGGUACCGGAAAACACGUUCCUCGAUCCCUCUAUGUCGAUCUUGAACCCAACGUAGUUGAUGAAGUUCGAACUGGUACUUACCGAAGUCUCUUCCACCCUGAAACCAUGAUCACCGGAAAGGAAGAUGCUGCCAACAACUACGCUCGUGGUCACUACACCAUCGGUAAAGAUCUCGUCGACAACGUACUUGAACAAGUACGAAGACUCGCCGAUAACUGUUCGGGUCUUCAAGGUUUCUUCGUCUUCCACUCUUUCGGUGGUGGUACAGGUUCAGGUUUCGGUGCUCUCCUCAUGGAAAGACUUUCAACCGAUUACGGAAAGAAAUCAAAACUUGAGUUCUCAGUUUACCCCGCACCCAAGAUGUCCACUUCGGUCGUAGAACCUUACAACUCUGUUCUCACCACUCACACCACCCUUGAACACUCUGAUUGUUCAUUCAUGGUUGAUAACGAAGCCAUCUACGACAUCUGCCGAAGAAACUUGGGCAUCACCUCCCCAUCUUUCACCAACCUCAACAGAUUGAUCGCCCAAGUCGUGUCUUCCAUCACUGCUUCUCUUCGAUUCGAUGGUUCCCUCAACGUCGACUUAAACGAGUUCCAAACUAACUUGGUACCUUUUCCUCGUAUCCACUUCCCCCUCGCCACCUACGCUCCUGUCGUCUCUGCUGAAAAGGCCUUCCACGAGUCCAACUCUGUCUCUGAAAUGACCAUCUCCUGUUUCGAGUCCAACAACCAAAUGGUCAAAUGCGAUCCUCGACAAGGAAAAUACAUGGCUUGUUGUCUACUUUACCGAGGUGAUGUCGUCCCCAAGGAUGUCAACGCCGCCGUCGCCAACGUCCGAACCAAACGAACCAUCCAAUUCGUCGACUGGUGUCCUACCGGUUUCAAAUUGGGUAUCUGUAACGAACCCCCUGCUCUCGUUCCCGGAGGUGAUCUCGCCAAGGUCUCUCGAUCUCUCUGUAUGCUUUCCAACACCACUUCCAUCGCUACUGCUUGGGCUCGUCUCGAUAACAAAUUCGACUUGCUCUACUCCAAGCGAGCGUUCGUUCAUUGGUAUGUUGGUGAAGGUAUGGAAGAGGGAGAGUUCUCAGAGGCAAGAGAAGAUUUGGCAGCCUUGGAGAAAGAUUACGAGGAAGUUGGAAUUGACUCUGUUGAUGCCGAAGAGGAAGAGGGUGAAUACUAG